GCCUGCGGCUCAGAGCCUGCGGGAAGUUUCCCUCGGGCGUCUGCGGGAGCGUGGGCAGGCAGCGCCGGGGCGCUGUGGGUUCCACCAAGUCCCCUUGUCCCGCUCCUGCCUUCUCCCCGGGCCCGGGGCUUCCACCCCGAGAAGGUGGCUGCCGUGUGUUCGCUAGGCUGUACUUUGCUAGGGUGAGGACCGCGACGAAAGUGAGCAGGGAGUCCGACCCGCCUUUCCUUGGCCCGUCCCCCGGGUCAACCCUGCCUUUGAACCGCCCCUCAGUUCAGCCUCGCUGGCUCGCCCGGGUCGACUCCAGAGUACCAUCCAUGGCUGCGCUGGGCUGCGCGAGGCUGAGGUGGGCGCUGCUGACCACGCGAGCGCCUGGCCGUGGCCUCUGCCCACACGGGGCCAGAGCCAAGGCCGCGAUCCCUGCCACCCUCCCGGCGGACCAGGCAGCCGAGACACCAGGCGCGGGUCCUGGCGAUCGGCGGCGGCUGCGGAGCUUGGAGGAACUUCCUAGGCAAGGGCAGUUGGCCUUUUUUUUCCAGCUGUUCGUGCAAGGCUAUGUUCUGCGCCUGCAUGAGCUCCAGGUGAUGAACAAGGCCAAGCAUGGGCCAAUGUGGUUAUCCAGCUUUGGGUCUCAUACCCUUGUGAACCUGGCCAGCGCGCCACUCGUGGAGCAAGUGAUGCGGCAGGAGGGCAAGUACCCCGUAAGGGACUACAUGGAGCUGUGGAAGGAGCACCGGGAUCAUCAGGGCCUGUCGUAUGGGCCCUUUACCACACAAGGACAGAACUGGUACCAGCUGCGCCAGGCUCUGAACCAGCGGAUGCUGAAGCCAGCAGAGGCUGCGCUCUACACGGAUUCUUUAAAUGAGGUGAUCAGUGACUUUAUGGUUCGACUGGACCAGGUGAGAGCGGAGAGUGCCUCAGGAGAUCAGGUGCCCGACAUAGCUCACCUCUUCUACCACUUUGCCUUGGAAGCUAUUUGCUACAUCCUGUUUGAGAAACGGAUGGGCUGCCUGGAGACCUCCAUCCCCCAAGACACUGCAGCCUUCAUCAGAUCUGUGGGACUCAUGUUCCAGAACUCAGUCUAUUCAACCUUCCUCCCCAAGUGGACUCGUCCCCUGCUGCCCUUCUGGAGGCGAUACCUGGCUGGCUGGGACACCAUCUUCUCCUUUGGGAAGAAGUUGAUUGAUCAGAAAGUCAAGGAAGUGGAGGCCCAGCUGCAGGCUUGUGGGCCAGACAGGGUCCAGGUAUCUGGCUACCUGCACUUCCUGCUGACCAGUGAACUGCUCAGUCCUCAGGAGGCUCUCGGCAGCCUGCCUGAGCUGCUUCUGGCUGGAGUGGACACGACUUCCAACACACUGACGUGGACUCUGUACCACCUUUCAAAGAACCCAGCGAUCCAAGAGGCCUUGCAUGAGGAAGUGGUGGGUGUGGUGCCCACUGGGCAGGUGCCCCAGCACAAGGACUUUGCUCACAUGCCUUUGCUCAAAGCUGUGAUUAAGGAGACCCUGCGCCUCUACCCUGUGGUCCCCACAAACUCCCGGAUCGUGGAUAAGGAAAUUGAAGUUGACGGUUUCCUCUUCCCCAAGAAUACCCAGUUUGUGUUCUGCCACUAUGUGGUGUCCCGGGACCCCAGCUCCUUCUCUGAGCCUGAGAGCUUCCAGCCUCACCGCUGGCUGAGGAAGAGUGAGCCUGCCAUUCCCAGGAACCAGCACCCAUUUGGCUCUGUGCCAUUUGGCUAUGGGGUCAGGGCCUGCCUGGGCCGCAGGAUUGCCGAGCUGGAGAUGCAGCUGCUGCUGGCAAGGCUGAUGCAGCACUAUAAGGUGGUCCUGGCCCCUGAGACUGGGGAGGUGAAAACGGUAUCCCGCAUUGUCCUGGUUCCCAGUAAGAAGGUGGGCCUGCGUUUCCUGCAGAGACAGUGCUGAGCAGGCACCUGCCUUCUUGAGUCUUGUCCCAAGGUCCCAGUCCUGGUACAAUAGUCCUUGCCCACUGCCGGGUCUCAGAUGAGGAGGAAAGUAAGGGGACUGCCGACUCAAUGGACUGGAGGAACUCAGUGUCCUCCCACAGAACGCUGAGCUUUUGACACGCUUAUACCACUGUGAGCAACUCCCACUUGGAUGAAAGACCAUCUCCUAUGCAUUGCUAUCCUUGGUACAACAUAAACUAAAAGGACUUCUACUAAU
Sciurus carolinensis (gray squirrel) is the source of this 2180-nucleotide messenger RNA. Its product is annotated as sterol 26-hydroxylase, mitochondrial. The record is from RefSeq and is a predicted model, not a curated record. The transcript has 9 exons. Gene Ontology annotation, biological process: C21-steroid hormone biosynthetic process; cellular response to peptide hormone stimulus; cortisol metabolic process. Gene Ontology annotation, molecular function: monooxygenase activity; iron ion binding; heme binding. Bases 318 to 1922 code for a protein of 534 amino acids. Lineage: Eukaryota; Metazoa; Chordata; Mammalia; Rodentia; Sciuridae. Gene Ontology annotation, cellular component: mitochondrial inner membrane.